Messenger RNA from Zeugodacus cucurbitae (melon fly), 3235 nucleotides. RefSeq names its product 1-acyl-sn-glycerol-3-phosphate acyltransferase alpha (gene Agpat1). NCBI's taxonomy places the organism in Eukaryota, Metazoa, Arthropoda, Insecta, Diptera, Tephritidae. Bases 1286 to 2356 code for a protein of 356 amino acids. The transcript is spliced from 4 exons. The record is from RefSeq and is a predicted model, not a curated record. Gene Ontology annotation, molecular function: 1-acylglycerol-3-phosphate O-acyltransferase activity. Gene Ontology annotation, cellular component: endoplasmic reticulum; membrane. Gene Ontology annotation, biological process: phosphatidic acid biosynthetic process.
UGCGCCAAUCAGUCGAACGCAAACAGUCGGAAGCGACGGUAGUAAUUUAGCAGCUGUAUUACUAAAGUGCUGUUUGUGUGUGUGCAUUAUUGGAAUUUUCUCAACAGCUUGAUAUAAAUAACAUAAUUUAAUUGUGUACUUUUUGUACGGGAACGUCAACAAAUGUUUAAAAACAUAAAAACGUUUGACACUUAAAGUGGGGCUAAUGUAAACAAUUGCAAUGAAAGUAUUUAAGUGCAAGUGUACAUUUGUAUAGACAUUUUUAUUAUAUUAUAAAUAAUUCACAUUAUAAAACGUUCAGUACUUCAUAAGCGUUGAAACAUAUCGUUACGGCUUUAAUGACAUACGUUAAAGUAAUAAAUAAUAGAGUAUGAAAUAAGAACAAUUCUGGCGAUUUAAAUACAUAUGAAACAAAAGCUCACAUUUCGACUUGCCAUUCUCUGAUUGAACCACUUACUGUCAGGACAUUUACACAAUUUAAGCUUCUAAAUUAGUGCAGAAGUUAAAUUUUUUGUGUAAUUUAUAUACAGAAAUCCUUGACAACAACAACAACUACAAAAUGACCUUACGAAAUUACUGCAUAUGCAACAACAACAAAUUUUGCAUAAAAAUCGAUAUAAUGUAUUAAGUGUCCAUAAAGUAUUACCAAGUGAGAUUUGGGAAUGUGUAGUGCAACCGCAAUUGUAUGACGUAUAGUAAAAUUGAGUGUCGAAAAACCCACAAUUAAUCGUAUUAAAUAAAGUGAAUUACAAAAAGUUUAAUAAUUUAAAAUUUAAUUUAAUAAUUUAACAUUAAAUUUAAAAACGCAAAAAAAACGUGCAAAAAAUUUUAAAUAAUAAAUUUAAUAAAAACGAAUCACACAAAAACCGCAUAAAAUUGUGCAAAAGCAAAAAAGAAACAGUAUUAAAAGUUUACAAUUUUGUGCUUAAACGUACUUAUGUAUUUACGUGUUUGUUUACAUGUAUGUUAUGCACAAUUUACUUAAAACACAACGAAAUUGCAUUAGUAAAGCAUAAAAUGUAAAAGCACAAGUGAAAAAUAUAAAUUAAAUAAAUUGAAAUAGUAACGCACAAAGCUGAAAAAACGCUUACACAGCAGAAAAAAAAAUAAAAUAAAUAAAAAAUAAAAAAAAAAAUUAAAAAAUAAAAUUAAAAUUAUUUUUUUACGUUAACGCUAAUGUGAUACGUAAUCGCCACAGCUUACACUAGGCAAUCAACGACCAGCUGCUGCAACUUAAACGCUAAUUCCUAUCGCUACACAUAUUCCAAUACGCCAUUCUUUUGACAUGGCCUCUUACGUGGAGUUAUUUGUUUUGUGCCUGCUCUUGAUGCUGCCCUUCCCGUUCUUCUACGAGAACAGCCAUAUGUUUCGUUAUUACUUUAAAUUUUUCAUCUACUACGGCAUUGUGUCAUUCAAUUCAGUUAUACUGAUACCAGCAUUCCUGUUACGACCGUUCGAUGUGCGAAAUUUGCUCUGGGCGAGCACAUUUUGUCAUCGCGUCUCGACUUUAAUCGGUCUACGCUGGGAGCUGCGCGGUCGCGAACAUCUCGAAAAGGAGCAAGCAUGCAUAAUCGUAGCGAACCAUCAGAGCUCAUUGGAUGUGCUUGGCAUGUUCGCCAUCUGGCAUGUCAUGAACAAGUGUACAGUGGUAGCGAAACGUGAGCUCUUCUAUGCUUGGCCCUUCGGUUUGGCCGCCUGGUUAGCCGGUCUCACGUUCAUCGAUCGCGUACGCGGCGAGAAAGCACGCAACACGCUGAACGCUGUCAAUAGUCGCGUUAAGAUUGAUAAAAUCAAAUUAUGGGUAUUUCCCGAGGGUACACGUCGCAACACCGGCGAACUGCACCCCUUCAAAAAGGGCGCCUUUCACAUGGCCAUCGACGAACAAAUACCCAUACUGCCGGUGGUCUUUAGUUCGUAUUGCAGUUUUCUCAAUGAUAAGAUGAAAAUCUUGAAUGCGGGCAACAUAAUCAUAACCGCUUUGCCGCCAAUUAGCACAGCAAAUCUAACCAAAGAUGAACUACCCGAACUGAUGGAGCGCGUACACCGACAAAUGGCAUUGACGCUGAAGCAAACAUCGGCCGAAGUGUUGUCACGCUAUAAGCCCGUCAAAACGCCAUCACUGACUGUGGCCAACACCAACAAUGGCGGCAGCAGCAAUAACACAAGCGCCACCAGCUUGCGCGCUGCUGCCACGGAUGCGGUGUCACUAAAGCGCACAGUAACAAAUGCAACGCCUGCAGCAGCUGCUACAUUGCAGCAACAACAAGUGAAGCGCAGCACAGCGCUGCCAACGGAGGAGCGCAAACGCGGAAUUAAGGUAGCAGCGCCGACGCUUAAGACCACGAACGCGACAUAGGUGGCUGUGUGGGCGCGAUUUAACGCAUAAACAGACAAUUUUGCAGACUUUUCAACUGUGACACUAAUAGAGUUACAUACAUAGCUUUCCAAUAACUGUAUGUAUUAUGUAAACACAAAAAAUUUAUGCUUAAGCCGGUACUAUAACACAUUUUCAUACGUAUAUACAUAUUUACACACUAGCUGCAGACAUAAUAUGCUGUACAUACAUACAUACAUACGUACAAUAUCAAUAUCAAUUUACGAUAUAUUUCUCACACUUAAUUGCUAUUUGCAAUUUAACUAACGGUUGAAAGUAGUUAAGUGCAACCUAAUGUAACGGAUACGCGCAGCAAUUUUAUUGCAAUUGGAUAUUUUAGUUUUUUUUUAGUUUUUAACAAACAUACAUAUAUUAUACAAAAAAAAAUUAGUAAAUUUAAGCAAACGAAAUUUUUACGCACACAUACAUACACACAUUUGUAUUGGUAUAUUGGACAAGUGAAAAGUAUUAAAUUUUGCAAAUCAAAAUAUUUCAUUUUAAACACAUUUGUGAGAAAUUUUAUAUAUGCUUAUACUUUUAUAUAUGUACUUGAUACAUACAGACAAGUAUAGCUCGUUUGGCACACUGUAUAAUAUCUUAUAUUACAAAAUUUACAUAUUUAUUAUUAACAUCAAGCUGCGCAACGAAUUUAAUUGCAUUUCAGGCAAGCGUUUCCUCUUUUUCGUGGCUUGUUUGUAUGCAGGCGUGUUUAAACUUUAAAGUAAAUAUAAAAAAACAUUUUCUGUUAAUUUUUUUAUAUAAAUAUUUUUAUUUUUUUUAUUUCUUGCAAUUUUUUGUAAACAUUUUGUUUCAUUCUAAUUUUAAAUGUCAGUGGUUGCCACCUUUUUAUAUAAAUAUUUU